AAUGGUCUCGUGUGUAGUGUGGUGUAACCGAAAAAGCACAUACACCCACACACAGAGGCAAUAGAGGCAUACAUACGACAGGCAUAUAAAAGCCGGUGUACAAAAAGUGGUGGUGGUGAAUCCGCGGCGAAUGACGGGAUACCGUCAAGUGUGACCAAACGACAAAACAAGCACCAAUCGCUAAUCGUCCUACAAUCUGAGGAACGGCUGUUUAUCCAAAGUAGCCGUCUUGCGUGUGUGACGUUUACGUUUUUUUCGUUUUUUUUUCUUGUAUUCACGAGAACUCCGAAAAAUCGGAAUAAGACAAAAGGCAAGAAGCGUCCAAGCAAGAGUGUUGGAAAAAUAAUAAAAAAAGAUUGAGGCUCAUUGUCAUUGCGUGGCUGUCAAGCAAACCGUCGGUGAUAUUAGUCCCCGGAGUAGAUUGAAAAUCGACAGAAGGACAUAACCGUGGGAUCGCAAAAUUUCACAGCUCCUGGGCGUAAACCAACUGCCAAAAGAACGUCAUCGAACGUAUACACACAUAUUUUGAGGUUCCGAGCGCGCUGCUACUGCCGUUGCCACUGCCGCCACGUACAUACCUACCCUCGUGCUUUAUAUCAGUUAAUCGCACAUUCUGCAUUAAAUCGAGAAAGAGGUUGACGCGUGUGGAUUAGGCACGCGCACAGCCAACGUUUGAGGAAAAAAGGCAAGCUAAUUACAGGAAAUUGAACACAAGAAGGGCCAAGCAUGGGCUUGACUAUAAGCAGUUUGCUGACUCGUUUGUUCGGCAAGAAACAGAUGAGAAUUCUAAUGGUUGGUUUGGAUGCAGCUGGUAAAACUACAAUUUUGUACAAAUUGAAACUUGGCGAAAUAGUCACUACUAUACCAACCAUUGGCUUCAAUGUUGAAACAGUAGAAUACAAAAAUAUUUGUUUCACCGUAUGGGACGUCGGCGGCCAAGGAAAGAUUCGUCCUUUGUGGAGGCAUUAUUUUCAAAAUACCCAAGGCCUCAUCUACGUCAUUGACAGCAACGAUAGGGAAAGAAUUUUAGAGGCGCAGAAAGAGUUGGCCAGUAUGCUCAAAGAGGACGAGCUCAGAGAUGCCGUUCUCCUGGUGUUCGCCAAUAAACAAGAUUUACCAAAUGCUAUGUCUGCGGCAGAAUUAACCGAUAAGCUUGAACUUAAUGCUCUCAGAGGACGUCAUUGGUACAUUCAAAGUGCGUGUGCGACCCAGGGUCAAGGUCUCUACGAAGGCCUGGAUUGGUUGAGCAACGAACUCGCCAAAAAGUGAUCCAGCAUUUUAGAGAUUAUCGAGAGAUAAACAUACAUCUUGUCCGGAAUUAUUGUACCUCCUUAUCGCAAACCAAUGAUCCCCUUCUAAAUUCAUCGUCAAAUAUCUGGACUACGCGUGAGCGAUUGCCUCCUCGAAAUUUUUACAUGCAAAAUCACACUAAUAUUCGAUUUUUAAGUCACAAUUUAAGAUUUGUAAUUUUUCUCGUGGUCCGAUAUUGCCUUGUUCAUCCCGCGCGACUCCCCUCUCCCCUGCUCGGCAAAUCGGUCCCAUGAAAAAUUACUCUCUCGUCGGUAUUUCGAUUUGUCAACGUUGUAAGAAACAAAAAAUAUAUAAUGAUUUUGUUCCACGCGGUAAUCAACGUCGACAAAAGAUCAUUCGUUUUUAUUAGUAUUUUUGUUAUGAGUUAUAUUUUUCUCUACACAUUUAAGAUUCAUAACGAUACGAUAAUUGGCAUCAAACGUCAAGGCUUCAAACAACUGUUAAAUAUUUUACACUGUAACCGAGCUAGCAUCGUUGGAAUGUUACAAUAAUUUUUUUUCAAUCGGUCAUUAUUCAAUUUUCUCCGCAUUGGCGAAUUUUUCAAAAUUUAUCUCAUCUUUCAUAUGGUUUCCAAACAAAGAAAUUAAAUAACUGUCAGAAUUCUUUUCAAUAAUACGAAAAAAAUAUUAUAUUUUGAUACAUUUCAACGAUUCAAUGUCUUCAACGUCAUUCUUUCACUUUAUCAUUCGUUCGACUAAGAUUUGUGGUUCUUGUGGAAUACGAAUCAAUCUAUCCCAUCCUCGAGCGCUCGUUAAUAAUAUCAAGCGGUUUUGUACUAUCGUGUCGAUUGAAUAAUAACGUUAAUGUCUAAGAGAAAUAGUUAUAUCAGUACAUAAAUGAUGAUCUUUUGAAAACAAGUAAUAUUCGAGUAUCCAUACACGUGUGACACAUGCGAAUGUUGAUUGUGGUACGAACUCACGGGCCACUAGCGCAGGCGCCUGAGUCGUUGAUCGAAGCACAUUUUAUGAUAGGUUUUUCAGUUUGAGUAAUGUUUAGCCGUUUGGGCAAUGGAAUAAGAACGAAUAAUAUAUUGAAGAUUGAAUAUUCAUAAAAGUUUCUUUCAUCGUUUUCACAAAAUAUGUCUCGGAUGAGGUAAAUAAAUUAAUACACCCGACCGGAUUCACUCGUUUUUCCUUUUUUUUUUUUUUUCAUUCAAUGAAAACAAUAAUAUUGAACGAGACGACACAGUAACAGGACGUUCGAGAAAUAAAUAAUAAAGUGGUCUUUUGAAAAUUGAACCGAAUGAAGUAGUGAUCUUGACGACUAAUUAAUCAUCCUGUCCGUUGUUUGUAAUUCUUAUCUAUAACGACGUUAGCUGAUUUCACGUCCCGAAUUUUCUUGUAUAUUUACCUUUCUUAACGACCGAAUCGUGCUCAAUCGUUUAAUCGAUGAUUUUGAUACUUAUUGAAUAAAAAUCGGCAAUAUUUGUAGCAUAUAAAUCUGAAAAACAUUAAUAUCGAGUGUAAUGUCUAGAUGAUUUUUUCUUGGUUUAUAUUACUUCUACAAGCCCGUAUAUGUUCCUUUUCACACUGUAUUAUUGGAAAAUAAAUUUAACAAUGUUCAGAAAUGAG
Messenger RNA from Venturia canescens, 2882 nucleotides. RefSeq names its product ADP-ribosylation factor 2 (gene Arf102F). Bases 727 to 1269 code for a protein of 180 amino acids. Gene Ontology annotation, molecular function: GTP binding; GTPase activity. Gene Ontology annotation, cellular component: plasma membrane; cytoplasm. The transcript is spliced from 2 exons. Lineage: Eukaryota; Metazoa; Arthropoda; Insecta; Hymenoptera; Ichneumonidae. The record is from RefSeq and is a predicted model, not a curated record. Gene Ontology annotation, biological process: vesicle-mediated transport; intracellular protein transport.